Chironomus riparius is the source of this 1908-nucleotide messenger RNA. Lineage: Eukaryota; Metazoa; Arthropoda; Insecta; Diptera; Chironomidae. The record is from the annotation of a GenBank genome assembly.
AUGAAAGAAGUCAUUGGAAUUUUUGUUGCAUUUCUAAUAAUAAAGUCGUCUACAACCGAGAAUCAAAAGACAAAUGAAAUAAUUGAAAAGUUUAUUAAUUCAUCAAACAGAACAGUCACUUUUGUAUCAAUCGAUGAGUCAAUAACUAACACCUCGAUGCUCAUCAAUCAGCACCUUUUGACACCAAAGCAUUUGCUACAAUUAAAAUCAAGUUCUUUGAAAAAUUGCAGCAAUUACGCAAAUGUCGAUUUUUACGAGAAUGAAAUUACAUUAACAAAAUUUCAAGCAUAUAGCAAGCUUGAAGACAUUUUAUAUCUUUUAGAGUUCAGUGACUUUUUAAUUUUCACACCAUCAAAAUUUAUUGCAUCAAUUUUAAAGUGCAUUGUACAGCCAAUGAGUCGAUAUCUUAUAAUUGUCACCACAAUGCCAAUAUUAGAGACAUCAUCAAUUACACACAUGCUGAAUAGUACAUGGAUAGAUAAUGGAGCCUUGAAAAUCUUUAUCUUACUUUACGAUAAAGUCAUCACUUUCAAUCCAUUUCAUCGGAAUGAUGAUGGAAGCUUUGGCAAAUUGAAUACGUUUGUGGUGUCGUUUAAAAGUUCAGAGACUGGAUUUAAGAACCUCAAUGGAUAUCCUUUGAGGGUGGAAUUAUUUCCAGCUACAUAUACAAUGGCACGAGUAAAAGGAGUUAUGAAGAGUGUUGAUGACUUUCAUGGACCAGAUUCAGACGUCGCUAAGACAAUGAAGGAAGUUUUAAAUGCCACAAUGAUUUUAAUCAAAAAUGAUGGAGCAAAAUUUGGCUUCAGAAGUCCAAAUGGAACUUUCACAGGAGCUCUAAAAUCGAUUCAAGAUCGUCGAAGUGAUGUGGCUUUUGUGACAUUUUUCAUAAAGGAUUAUGAGACUCAAAGUAUUGAAUUUUCAGCUCCUGUUUAUUCCGAUGACCUUUGUCUGAUUGUAAAGAAAGCUGAAAGAAUUCCACAAUUCAUGAUGCCGCUCAUUACUUUUGAUAAAAGCUUGUGGGUUGCAUUAGGUUUAUUUUGUAUUUUUGGAGUGACAAUCUGGUCGAUAAUACGGCUAUUGAACAAUAAAAUUUAUACAACGAUUGGAGUCAAAAGAAUCGAAUUUAAUUUGCCAUCACAUAUUGCAAAAAUGUCAGCUGCUGCACAAUACUUUCAAAUAUUCAUCGACUCUUUCAUUUUGGUUGUCAACGCACCACUUCGACGAUUUCCACGAGUACAAAGUGAAAGAAUAUAUACAGCAACUGUAUGCAUGUUAAGCCUGAAUAUCAUUGCAAUCUUUCAGUCAGGUCUGGCGACGUGUUAUUUACAUCCGAUGUUUUAUAGGAACAUUGAAACUUUGGAACAAUUUGCUGAUUCACAAUUGAAGAUUGUAAUUAAAUAUCCAGCAAUGAUGACUGACAUUUUUCCAGAAGACUCAUCUGCUUUAUUUCAUACGCUGUAUACUCGAAUGGUUCUAAUGCCAAUUCCAAAUUUAAAUAUGAUAAAUAUAACAAAUGAUAUGAAUAUGGCAGGAGUUACUCGAAAAACUACUUUAAAAGUUCAAAAGGAAGAAGACCUUGUCCACAUUAUACCUGAAUGUCCACGUACUUAUCACUUAAGUUAUAUCAUACCAAGACAUUGGGUGCUAGCUGAAGAACUUAACAUGAUAAUACUUGAUCUAAAGAAGGCUGGAUUAAUAAACAAAUGGAUUGAGGAUGUGAAUUUUCGAAUGAAGCUAGAGACAUCACGUUCGCAUCCACCCGAACCAAAUCAAAGAUCCCUGCAAGUCGAUGAUUUAAUGUUAUCAUUUAUGAUUCUUGGCGUGGGAUCCGCUGUCGGUCUUUUGCUAUUUAUCAUCGAAUUUUGUUAUAUGAAGCAUGAACACAAAAUGUUUGAAUAUUUACCUUAG